ACUGAUCAUGCAGUUUCAAACCUGAGCACGCGCUCUCCCGGACGAUACAUGACCAACGUGCGAUUAACAUGGAGGUGAGUCUGUUUUCAUCAUCACUGUUUAUCACUUAGAUUCUCCUGUAAACCUCACAUGUCCGUGUUUACAGUAAGUUUAUGUGAUUUUACUGCUGAGAUGUAAAUCUAAUAUAUCAACAGUGGUCAUUGCAAUAGCCUGAUGUAAAAUCUGUUUAUAGAAAAUCAGAUUAUUAUUCUAUUCUGAACUCUUUCUGUCUUUUCCUUUCAGUCCAUACUAUUUGACCUGUUUGACAACAACACUGACAAUGGUUCAGAGGAGUCUGGGGACUUUGACAUGGACUUCUUGGAGCCGUGUGGAAGUGCACUCAGCAGCAACUUCAACAAGAUCUUCCUGCCCACCGUCUAUGGGAUUAUAUUCGUCCUGGGUGUGAUCGGUAAUGGGUUGGUCCUGCUUGUUAUCGGCUAUCAGAAGAAAGUCAAAACAAUGACCGACAAGUACCGUCUGCACCUCUCUGUUGCUGACCUGAUGUUUGUUCUCACGCUGCCGUUCUGGGCGGUGGACGCUGCCAGCUCCUGGUACUUUAGGGGCUUUCUCUGUGUGUUUGUGCACUUGAUUUACACAAUCAACCUGUACAGCAGCGUGCUGAUCCUGGCUUUCAUCAGUCUAGACCGGUACCUGGCAGUUGUUAGGGCCACCAACAGCCAACCCACAAGAAAGCUACUUGCAAGCAAAGUGAUCUAUGUGGGUGUCUGGCUGCCUGCAGCUGUGCUGACUGUACCUGACCUGGUGUUUGCAAGGGUGCGAGACACGGGGUCUUCAAACUUCCUCCUCACAGAUGAAGGCAUGGGAAUUGCAGACUCCAGAAUAAUCUGCCAGCGCAUCUACCCACAGGAAACCAGUCUUAUAUGGACAGUUGUUUUUCGUUUCCAGCACAUCCUGGUGGGCUUCAUACUUCCUGGCCUGGUUAUCCUCAUAUGUUACUGCAUCAUAAUCGCCAAGCUGUCGGAGGGCACCAAGGGGCAGGCCCUAAAGAAGAAAGCGUUGAAAACAACGGUCAUCCUCAUCUUGUGUUUUUUUUCUUGCUGGCUGCCCUAUUGCAUCGGCAUCUUCUUGGAUAACCUCAUAAUGCUGAACGUGGUAUCCUCAUCUUGUGAACUGCAGCAGGCUGUGGAGAAGUGGAUAUCUAUCACUGAGGCAUUAGCCUAUUUUCACUGCUGUCUGAAUCCCAUCCUCUAUGCCUUCCUGGGAGUAAAGUUCAAGAAAUCAGCGAGGAGCGCGCUAACAGUCAGCAGCAGAUCAAGUCAGAAAGUGAAUCUCAUGACAAAGAAGAGAGGACCGAUCUCAUCCGUCUCCACUGAGUCUGAAUCCUCAAGUGUUUUGUCCAGUUAAAAGUUGAACUCAGGACCUCUGACUUUGGUCUCCAAAGAAAUAAACCGACUGAAGCUUCAUGCUGGAGGAUCUACAUUGUGUAAAGAGUUUUAACCCUCCCCAUCUGUGAUGUAAAAUACUGUGUUGCUCAUUCAAGGCCUGGAUGCUGUUUUCUCAUGGAUGUGUGUCUGCUCUUCAAAACCUGUAAAUAGUCUGAUAGCAUUUGUGUGUUUGCACUUAAGUUGUGUGGGUUACGUAAAAGCUUUUAUUUAUUUUCAGUCGUUGACACUGUAAGUUUUGAUAAAGAAAAUGCAUGCUGCCUUUUUACAGUUAUUUUGUUCUCAUGCAAAGAAAUAAAUUCAUGGAAAUGAAAACA
Xyrichtys novacula (pearly razorfish) is the source of this 1759-nucleotide messenger RNA. NCBI's taxonomy places the organism in Eukaryota, Metazoa, Chordata, Actinopteri, Labriformes, Labridae. The record is from the annotation of a GenBank genome assembly.